UAAAUUCCAGAGAACGACCUUGACUAAAAGUUUGCACCAUUGUUGAGAGAGGCAACAGCUGGCCCUGACGACUAGUCUCCGGCGAACUCUCGUUUAUCCGGGAUUAUGGAACCUGACGAACCAGAGAACAACAUUCCUGACGAAUGGUGGAACUACAUAUGGUCACCCGGUUCCUCCAGAUGAAGAACAGUAGCAAUCCUGAAGUUAAAAAAUAUGCUUAUCGGCUAGCUAAAAGUGAUGGAAGCUUUGAUACACUCUUAGGAAUGGGAUGUAUGGUGUUGCUUGAAAAGUCAAGCCUAAAUGUAUUGGAAGAACUUCUGAAGGGUUACCCAGAAGACUUUUCUCAGAACCUCGGAGAUCUCCUGAUAGAGGCAUUCAGGAUUAUUUUGGACUUUUGGAGAGGAUCAGAAUUACAGAUAGGCAUUGACUAUGACGAGGUUUGCGAGUAUGACAUGAUGGCAGUUUUCGAACAUAUCCUGACCAAGUUCCAAUAUAUUACCAAAAUGGAGGAAACUCUGUCACUAAUGAGGAAUUCUUACACGAAUUAUGGAUUUUAG
Messenger RNA from Penaeus vannamei (Pacific white shrimp), 557 nucleotides. NCBI's taxonomy places the organism in Eukaryota, Metazoa, Arthropoda, Malacostraca, Decapoda, Penaeidae. The record is from RefSeq and is a predicted model, not a curated record.